Topomyia yanbarensis is the source of this 8557-nucleotide messenger RNA. RefSeq names its product protein D3-like. The record is from RefSeq and is a predicted model, not a curated record. The transcript is spliced from 3 exons. NCBI's taxonomy places the organism in Eukaryota, Metazoa, Arthropoda, Insecta, Diptera, Culicidae. The coding region runs from base 127 to 702 and encodes 191 amino acids.
UUGUUCAUUCAGUGUUUGAGAUCUGCCACAGCAGCGUGAUCGGUUUGGACAGAACAACAUGCAGUCUACCGUCGUCGUUUGAUCGCACAACACAUCCAGGAUUGACAGGAGCGAGGCGCAGCACCAAUGGAAGCCGAUAUUAAUCAAAUGUUUACCGAGCACGACAUCGUUCCGGUGUUAAUCGAUCGUGCCCCACUCGUGUUCGCGAAGGUCGCCUACCGAUCCAAACGCUUGGUGGACGCAAGUAAGGAACUAACACCGACUGACGUGCGCAACGAACCCAAGGUCGAAUGGUGUGCCGAUCCAACCACUUUCUACACCCUGGUGAUGAUCGAUCCGGAUUCUCCCAGCCGAACAGAGCCACUGUACCGGGAAUUUGCUCACUGGUUGGUCGGAAACAUUCCCGGAAAGCAUGUGGAGCAGGGUGAAGUGAUGUUCGAGUAUAUGCCAGCGUUUCCCCGCUCGACAUCCGGUUACCAUCGGUACAUUUUCUUACUUUACCAGCAGCACUGCCGCUACAAUUACUCCGAGUUGCCGAGAGCUUCCCGAAAAAAUCGCACACCACGAGUACGUUUCUCGACGCGAGACUUCGCCCGCCGGUACAGUCUGGGUCAUCCGAUUGCGGGAAACUUUUUCGUGGCAAAGUUCGACGACUACGUUCCGGUCAUAUUGGCACAGUUUCCGACGACGAGUGAUUUUUAGGUGACUUGCUCAAAAACAAGCUGCUUGUAAUUGUAUACGGGGAUUGCGAUUGUGGCGUGCGCGAAGGUUAGGUUGAUAGCGACUAGUGACUAGUGAAAAAGUGUGUAAAAUGCAUGGAAUGUUUCCGUCAGCUGAUAAUGCUGUUUAGGUUCACUUCAGUGAUGACGAGAGCUUAUCGCGCAGUGCUUCAACUUUGCAAUGUAAGACAACAACAAACAUGAUAAAAAUUGUCAUGUCCCUUAACUACUCUGAGGGUUCACGUGUAGCAGGGAAUACAUUGUUUAGUCAAUACCGGUAUACAAACAGGCGCCAAUUAUCUGAUAAUCUCUGUUGGAAAUAAAAUGUUGAUAAUGGUUCGUUGGGAUGAUGGUCGACAUUGGGUAAGGCAGUACAGUACAGAGAAUACUCUGUCACGUAGUUGUGACACACUAGAAUGUAGUAAUUAUUAUGACUGAAAAGUUGCUACAAUCAGUUUCAGAAUAACAUUAAUAUUGAAGGACCAGGAUCAGAUUGAAAUAAGAUACUGUUACACGGUGUAUUUAUUACAACAAUUUUAUGCAAAAAAAUUCAGCAUCUCUGAAACUUCGGAAUAUGAAAGAAUGGGCUUUCCCCUUUCAUUUGAAACCAAAAUCAAAAUAAUCCGUCGGGGGGUCUAGAGCAACUUUUUUUUUUGAAGUUUUUUUCGUGAAAACAUAGAUUUUACAAUGGAACUAGUUCAUAUUUCUGCCCCCAGAUGGUGCUUUAUAAUUCGAACAACACUAAAAGUGAGAAAUUGAUAGAAAAUUCAAUUGUCUACAAGUUUGUCGACCACUAUAAAUUGAUCUGAAAUCAUCCGGAAAAGUUGUUUAAGAUUUUAACAAAGUUAUAUCUAAGAUAGUUUCACACGAGGCCUAGUGGUUUGGAAAUAUGUUUUCUCGCACUUAUUACAUUACAAAAAAAAAAUAAUUGGGUUUAGUGGCAUGAAAAUAUUAGACGGGAUUCAUUACGUUGACAAUUCUAAUUGAACUUCUGAAAAUAAGGAUGUUUGACAGAGUCAGAGAACUAUUUGUGCUUUUGGUUUGUAAUCCUUCCCGAUAGAUUCGAAGGGAUUACCAUUCAUCGGAAGGUAUUGCUUGGUUACAAGGGUUUGCUUACAUUUAUGUUUUAGAAAGGACCAUACGUCGUAUAACUUAGGUUAUGAUCGCUUAAGUCAGCUAUUAUAAUUCCGUUCAAGACGAAAUGUUGGGACACACCGUUUCUAAUUUAACGCAACCCACAGUAGUAACUGUCCAAAUUAGUGGUUAGCGUGAAACGAUUUAUUCAAGUUUUCUCCGAAAAGCAUAUUGUGGCAGUUGUAUUUUACGGCCAUUUCCUAUCAAUUAUGCGAGAUAUCGUUACCAAAUUGAUCCUAGAUUAUGCGAUAUGUAUUACUUUUGAAAACAAAAUAUGAUUUGAGUACAACAAUAACCUUAUAUACAUAGAAGUCCUCGAAUAUAUCCCAAAAAAAAAAAUCUUGAUCCAAAAACUCAAAGUUUUUUGUUCACUCUUUGUCACAUUGAGUUAAUUUUGAAAACGGAUAAUCAGCGUUUUUAACCAAGCGUUGCAAUGAAAUCCGCGAAAUAUUGCAAUGGUGCGAUAAAAGUUUCAUUGAGUUUGUUCAAAUAUAAAUGUUGAAGUUCAGGACAAGUCAAUUUUAUACGAAGAUGCUAACAGAGUAGGAGAUUCAUGUAAGAAUAGUUAUCAGCAGUGAUACCACAAGUACAGAUUUAUCUAGAAAGGUACAGAUUUUUUAAACAUUUUUGGUACAGAUUCUGUACGGUAAGGAUUACAGAUUUUUGUCAAAAAGUUUAGAUCGGUGCAGAAUUUUUUAUGUGACAGCAGCGUAAAAUAUUAAACACUGCAAACGCAUCAAAUAGUCGGCAAAUAUUGAGUUGGGCCGCCGACAAAGUGACAUCGAGAAGUUGAGCUGGAGCUGUCGCUGGACACUGGGAUGCGAGAAGUCGGGAAUCAAAUGAAGCUUCCCGCAGAUUAAAAGCAGACAAUUCACCAAGAUCUGCUCGGCCUUCAUUCAGACAUCAACCCUUUGAUUUGCUGCAAGCAGGUUUCUCGCGUAUCGAAUCUUAGUGUCAGUUUCAGCUCGCCGGCUCAAAUGAAAAAUAUGCACAUCAUAUGAUUUUUAAACAAUCUUGUUAUUGAUUUGGUACAGAAUUCGGUACAGAAUUUUCCACAUAAUGGUAGAGAUAGAAAAGAUUUUUGAACCUCCGGUACAGAUUUAAUUGUGGUAACACUGGUUAUCAGUCAUCCCUGAGAACAUUCGAAUAAAUGAAAAAGAAGGCAUACAUAAUUGAAAAAGCUGUUUCUGCGGGAGGAAUCACUUACCAUCAUGAAAAAGAAUAUUAAUAUCAUACUAGUUUGGUCAACACUUAUCUAAAACUUCUCAUCCCAAAAAUAUGAAUGGUGCCCUGUAUCAGGGAAUUAUAAUUUUCAGCUAAAAGAUGAGACUUUCCAAGCUCUCAAAUUCCGCUGAAUUCACUAUUGAACUAAACACAACUAUUUGGCAAAUAAAAAAAGUGCUUGUGAAUUGACAAACCACUAGGUCUUCUGUGAAACUAACUUGGACUUAGAAUUCGUUAAAAUAUUAAACUACUUUUCGGGAUAAUUUCAAAUCGGUUUUUAGUUGGUAACAAAGUUGUAGACAAUUAAAUAAUCUAUCAGAUUCUUACUUUUAGUGUUGUUCGAAUGUCUAAAGCACCAUCUGGGGGCAGAAAUAUGAACUUGUUCCAUUGUAAAAUCUAUGUUUUCACAAAAAAAACUUCCAAAAAAAAAGUUGCUCUAGACCCCCCGACGGAUUAUUUUGAUUUUGGUUUCAAAUGAAAGGGGAAAGCCCAUUCUUUCAUAUCCUAAAGUUUCAGGGAUGCUGAAUUUUUUUGCAUAAAGUUGUUAAAAAAAGACACCGUGGUUAGUUUUGGUUUCAGACUAUAAUAUUGAGUAAUUAAAAUAAUCGAACAGAAAAAUGUUUCGACUAUAGCUCAGAUAGGGAUUAAAUCUAUUGAUACGAACUUUGGAACACAAAUGCAUUUGAAAAUAUACAUUGUGAUAUAUAGCUUUUAAACUUUUCACAUCAAUUGUUUGAAAAUAUAAUUUGUAAUCAACACUCCAGAUAAAUUGAAACAGAAGUGAAAUCAAACAAUUAUACUGAAAAAACGUUUCGUAUGACAAGCAAUUUUCACAAUUUUACUGAUUUUUGUAAAGGACUAAGUACAGUUUUCGCGAAUCAUUCAAUAAUACAAUAAAUCUUUCAAAAUCUUUUAACAAAAAAAAUGCAGCUUAGUUGUGAACGGUAUCAAAUAAAAAGUUGACCGAUGGUUGCCAGAUCUACUUACCAUAAUCAAGCCAUCCUGGAACGUUUUACUCGAGUGAUCUUUAGUUCAGUUUCGGAUUCAUCUCGUCAGUAACUAGCAUCGACUUGGGGCUAAGUUAGACGACGUAUCUAAAGUAGUGCAAAUUUAAGUAUUACUUUAGAUACAUCGUUUAACUUGGUCCCAAGUUGGUGCUAGUUACUGAUGAGAUGAAUUUCAACAUGAUUCAUGUUUGGUGUUGUGCCCUUGAUGCCUAUGUUGCUUCAAUAUGGACCCAUAAAAGUAUGACCGGCAAUCUCUUUUCGUAAUUCUCAUUUUCUUUUUCAAUAAUCUUCAAAGUGUUUAACGAUUCUUCUGACACUAAAAAUCCUUCCUGAUCGGGAUUCGUCCAAACGAGGCCUGGCUUAGUAAACCAGCAUCAACACUCUCUAUUAUCUCAUAUUUAACAAAACUAUGACAGAUACCACAAUGAAUUUGGUUCUGGUUUGAACUACUGAUAUACUGAAAAUGUAGCCAUCAGAGCGGACAUUUAUAUUUCGUGAGUUUUAAUCUCUACUAUUCUAUUUGUUCAUUUUUCAAUCCGUUUUUACAUUACCAUUGCUUUAGUAAAACUGCUAUUGACGGCUUAACGUCGAAAUUAAUGGAAUCAUUGCAUUAAGCCAGCCUCGUGCUUGGCGAAUAUAGAUGGCGAUCAAAUAUCGACCCCAUAUUUUUGACAUAUCUUUCCUCCAAAAUUCCUACAUAGGUAGUUUCAUAAGAAUCUAUGAUGUAGCUUGAUGGGGGGGGGCAUAUCCCCAGUGUUUUUUGAAACUAGAAACCCCUCUGAAUUCACGUGGGCAACCGGCAAAAAACGAAAGGGAAGUUUGAUGCGUAAUAAAACAACUCCGCUUCACCGAAUUCAUCGGUCAAAAGUUGGAUAUAAGAGUGUGAAUUUCGUCGUACGACUCACGAAAUAACUAAUAAAUACGGCGAUAGCUUAGUCAUGGCACUAAGUUACUGUCGGAUUCUGAUGAGAUGACGUCGAAACACAAAUUUCAUAACUGAUUUAAUUAUAGGUUUAGUAUCCUGCGAUUACAAAAGUGGUUUCACCAAAUUUUUUCCUUAGUGGAGAGAAAUUGGGUUUCAGCAAAUUUUUUAUCCUUAUGGAGUAAUAUAGCAUAGUAUUAUCUGAUUCUAAAUGUGAAGCUACUAUGGUUUACUGACAAGCGCAAUUGCUCAAAUAAUAAAGGUUUGAAAAGAAGUGCAUAUUGGAGAGUUUGACGCCAAGCACUGCAAAAAGUAUCCAAUUGAUUGCAGAUCGCUACGAUAGCUAUACCGCGUUAACUAAAAGACUACUGGAUUAUGUAUCUUUGGAUCAUUUGACCUUCGGAUUUGGAUCUCUCGAAUUAUUGAGUCUUUGGAUUUUUACAAGUUUGGAUCUUACAAUUAUGGAUCAUUGGGUCAUUUGAUCUUUGGAUAUUUAGAUCCUUGGAUCGUUGAAUCUUUGGAUUAUAGGAUAUUGGAAUCAUUGGUUUAUCUCUUUACAGAUUUGUAUAUUUUGAUCUUCGAAUCGUUGAAUUUUUGGAUCUUUGGAUUUUAGGAUCAUAAGGAUCCAAUCCUAUGAUUAUUGAAUCAUUUAAUCGUCAUAUCUCAAGAAGUUUCGAUAUUUGGAUCGUUAGAUCUAUUAAUCUUUGAGUAUUCGAAUCUUUCUCCCUUGGGAUUUCUGAACACAUAGAUGUAGUUAUUUUGGUCUAGAGAUGUCUGGAUCAUUGGAGAUUUGAAUCGUCGGAUUGUUGGAUAUUUGGAUUUAUGGAUCAUUGGAUUUUUUAAUCUUUCGAUUUUUGGAUUAUUAAAUUUCGAAACCUUUGCAUCUCUAGAUCUUUGGAUAUUUGAAUCAUUGAACCUUUACAUAAUUGAACCUUGGGAUAUUUUGAGAUCCAUUGACCAAAAAACUCAAAGGUCUUUGGAUAUCUGGAUCUUUAGAUCUUUUGAAUCUUUGGAUAAUUUGAAUCUUAAGAGCUUCAGAUCUUUACAGAUUUGAAUCUUUGCAUUCUUAAAUCUUCGAAUUUUUGGAACUUUACAGAAUUUGUUCUUUCAAAUCUUUGGGAUAUUUUAAGCUUUGGAUACAGCUUUAAAUCGUCGAAUCUUAUUAUUAUUAUUGGAUUAAUGGAUCUUUAGAUCUUUUAAAUCUUUCUAUCUAUUGACUUUUUUGUUAUUUGGAUCUUUACAUCUUUAGAUCUUUGGAUCUUAGAAACCUUGAAUCUCUGGAUCUUUGAAUCUUUGGAUCCUUAGAUCAUUGGAUCUUUCUAUCUUUGAAUCGUUACUUUUACGCUGAUUUGUACUUUAAUAUCUUUGGUAUUUUGGAUUUUUUAUCUUUGGAUAUUCGGAUGGUAGGGUCGUUGAACGUUUGCAAUAACGAAUCUUUGAAUCUUUGGAUCAUUUUAGUCUUGUGAUUUUUGGAUGUUUAUAGAUUUGGAUCUUUGAAUUCUUGAUUUUUCGAUCGUUGUAUUUUCAAAUAUAUGUAUCUUUUGAUUCUUUGUUGAUUGGAUCGUUUGAUCGUUGUAUCUCUAGAUAUUCGAAUCUUUAAAUCGUUGCACGUCUGAAUCUUUAGAUCUAUGGAUAUUUGGUCUACGAAUCUUUGGAUCUAUGGAUUUUUGGUCUUAGGGUUUUCAGAUCCUUUGAUGUUCCGAUCGUUUGAAGUUUAUACCUCUGGAUUUUUGGUUAUUUAUAUCGCUAGAUCUACGGAUCGUUAUGCAUUCGAAUCUUUAAAUCUUUGGACCUUGGAAUCGUUGAAUCUACCGAUUUUUGGUCUAGGCACCUUUGACUAUUUCGAACUUGGAUUUUUGGAUCUUCCUAUUAUUGGAUUUAUGGAUCCUUCGAUCAUUGGAUUUUUUGAUCUAUAGAUCUUUGGCUCUAUGGGGAUGACGGCGCCGAUGGUUGAGUGGUAAGCGUGACCGCCGCUCAUUCCAGUUGGCAUGGGUUCAAUUCCAGUCGAGGUCGUUGAGAUUUUUCUGACGUGAAAAAAUCUGUGGCCACGUCUUCCUUCGAAAGGUAAGUAAAGUCGUUGGUCACCGGUACAUGAGUUGAUAGAUCGAUAUCUAGUCCAGAUAGUGGAUCUAACUCUCUGGGGUCGGUAAAGAAGUAAUAGAAUCCAACUUCUAUACUUACUAACAAAUAUCCUCCUCCGGUGAUACUUGUGGAGUGCGCAGUAGUAUAUACGGCCUCUAACAAAAGUAAGUAUCGGACUAUCCAACCUUCCCUUUCCUUCCGCGAUCUACGUUCGGGCCUGGCUGGCGUCGGUAAUAAUCAAUAAACGCUUUAGGAUUACCAGGAGUUGCACAUUGAAAGACAAUUCGCUACUCCCAAGCAUAAUUAUCUACUGAUUCCCUGUGCAACUUCAGCUAGUCCAGAUCCAUAACGGAGUAGCAGUCAGGGGUGGUCGCACAAGCUCAAGAUCAAGCUUCCGAUCAUUGGAUUUAUUUAUCUAUAGAUCUUUGGAUUUUUGGAUUAUUGAAUCGUUGGAUCUAUGGAUCUUUGGACCUUUGAAUUUCCAUAUUGUUGGAUCUAUGGAUCUUUGGAUUUUCAGAUCCAUUGAUGGUUCGGUCAUUUCAUCUUUGUAUCUCUGGAUUUCUGGAUAUUUGGAUCUCCAAAUCAAUGGAUCGUUGUGUAUUCGAAGCUUUAAAUCUUUGGACCUCGGGAUCAUUGGAUCUAUAGAUUUUUGGUCUGAGCAUCUUUGGAUAUUUCGAUCUUUGUUGAUUUGGAUCUGUGGAUGCUUACAUUUUUUAAUUCUUUGAUGAUUGGAUCAUUUGAUCUUUGUAUCUUUCGAUUUUUGGAUCUCUAGAUCUAUGGAUCCGCGGUGCCAACCGGAGUACGAGCCUCCUUACGUCGUUUUCGCUUGAACCCAGGGCUGGGUUGGGUCCUAGCACCAACUGCUGUCAGUUCAUACAUAUUGACAGCGGCUGGGGUUGGAGCCUGGUACAGUUUCGUUUCGAACGGAACCGGUAUUAGUGGGGACCGGUGCGAUCUGUGGCCGUAUACUGUUGAAAGUUGAAAAGCAGGCACCAUAAUUCUCACUCACUCAUUCGUUUAUGCGACAAGAGCAUUAUUCGAUAUCGGACUUUUCCAGGACAAUUUAAGUCUUACAAUUUUUUGUCGCCACAAAAAGCAUGAGAAUUAUUUUUUGAUCUUAUAGAACCGAUAAUUAUUUCUCUCGGCGAAAAACUUAACAUUUUUUGAUUUUCGUAAAAACAAAAAUAUUAAAAUAUUUACUAUUUUAGAAGGCAAAUCGUAAACAAAGUAGAUUAGACUUGUUUUGUCAUGUUCAUGAUGAGCUCCAGCAAGGCAGCGAUGACCAAAGGAAUACCGCAAUAAGUUCUAUGCGUCAUUUUACAUCAGAUUAUUAUCCGUAGUAAUUGUGCGUUUUAUCUAUCCAUCUUGUAUAAGUGAUCCAUGUGAUAAUGACAGUUUUUAUUCUCGAAGUGGUGAAUUAUACGGACUCCUGUUCUAAUAUGAGUAAUAAAAGUAAUACCUGCUGAACA